GACUAAAUAAAUGAAACGAUAUGAAAAAUGUCGUCAGGAAAAAUUAUGGUAUGUAUUGGCUUAUGAUGAAUAACAUUCUCUGCAUAAUUUUGAAGCUUGUGUGAGUGAAAAUGUGAAUUCUGCAGAAGAUAAAAAAUUUACAUAGUCAAGAGCACUGUCAAUUUUGUUUGCGCAACUGCUGUCAUUCGGUUCCAACUAUCCAACAGUCAGUCUCUUGCUUUGACAGUGUCAAGAUAUGCAGCUUUUAUUUAAAUAUGUAUUUAUUUUACCAUGGAAAUUGACAUUUCGAAGAUCUUUUUGCAAGUAGUAACGGAAAAUAUCAUUGUGUGUGCAAAGCUAAAAUACCAUUUAAUCGUGACGGAUGAAAAACUUAAAUAAUUCAUGUUAUAAAAUGGGAGCCACGGCAGAUCGCUCAUUUGGAUUUUAUUAUAACGGAUUGGAAAGAACAACAAGGCCUUCCAUCUACAGAAUGUCUCAAACCGAAGCACCCGACUGUCUUCAUACCCCUGACUACCUGUCUUGGAGAAAACUUCAGCUGUCAAGAGCCAAGCUGAAAGCGAGCAGCAAAACCUCAGCCUUACUGAGCGGUUUUGCUAUGGUAGCUAUGGUUGAAGUACAACUCAAUACCGAAUCCAAGGUUCCAGAAGCAAUGCUUAUAGCAUUUGCUAUAUGCACAACUUUACUUGUAGCCGUACACAUGUUAGCUCUCAUGAUCAGCACAUGUAUUUUACCAAAUAUUGAAGCCGUUUGUAAUUUGCACAGUAUUAAUUUAGUGAAUGAAUCACCGCAUGAAAGAUUACAUUGGUACAUAGAAACGGCUUGGGCUUUUUCUACUUUAUUGGGACUACUACUGUUUUUGUUAGAGAUUGCUAUAUUGUGCUGGGUGAAGUUUUAUGAUCUAAGUCCAGUCGCAGCUUGGUCUGCUUGCAUUGUUUUAAUCCCCGUUUUGAUAGUGUUUUUAGCCUUUGCAGUUCACUUUUAUAGAUCGCUUAUGAUACAUAAAUAUGAAGUUACAAUUUCUGGAAUUCGGGAGUUAGAAAUGUUAAAAGAACAAAUGGAACAAGGUGAUGAUGCGAGGACUAAUGGUUUAGGAUUGUUAGAACAGGUACAUAUUGUAUAGGAUCAUUUCCUUUUAUAGAUUUGAGUGAGUGUUAAAUAAUAUUUUAAUUAAAGACUUAUUUUUAUACAUACUAU
This is a messenger RNA of Ctenocephalides felis (cat flea), 1194 nucleotides long. Its product is annotated as calcium release-activated calcium channel protein 1-like. The coding region runs from base 362 to 1120 and encodes 252 amino acids. The record is from RefSeq and is a predicted model, not a curated record. Gene Ontology annotation, cellular component: membrane. The transcript has 3 exons. Lineage: Eukaryota; Metazoa; Arthropoda; Insecta; Siphonaptera; Pulicidae. Gene Ontology annotation, biological process: store-operated calcium entry. Gene Ontology annotation, molecular function: store-operated calcium channel activity.